ACCUCCAUCAUUGCCUAAGUGGUUGACAACAUAUACAACACAACAUCAUCCUCGUGCCAUGUCGGCAUUAGGUCAUACAGCAAAUAUGCUGGGCAGACAUCGAGCACUGUCUCGAAAUGUUGCCCAGCUUUCCAAUACUCGACCAACACGAAGAUCAUUUUCAACCCGCAUCAUCAGUCGCACUGCACAAAGACCACAAUUACUUCACCCUUUCCACAAUCAAUACAGAACCAUGCAUGUACGAGCAUUGAGCUUCAGCUCAGUUCCUAGAGCCAUGUUGCGGGCCUUCCGCGUGCCAGGAUAUGCAAUGUUGACUGGUGGCGGCGCUGCUGCUUAUGCUAGUUGGAGAUUGGACGACUUUCGUGGAAAGAUGGGCGGACUUUUAUCCGACGCAGCAGAUAGAGCUUCUGAUAUGUUUGGAACUCUAUCAGGUGCCACGGGCGAGGCUAUGAACGAUGCUCAAGUACGUUGGCAAAAAGUACAAGAGCAUCUAAACUCGGUAGAGGCACCUGACUUCCUACGUAAUCUCUUCAAAUCAUUCGAAGGCAAUGGGAAAGGACAGAAAGGAACAGAAGGUGGAAGCGAAGGUGCUAGUGGUAGUAGCGGAGGUGGAAGUAGUGGUGCUGGUCCGGCAGCUGCUCUGAGUGCUGCAGUUCUCUCAUCUGAUGAGGCAAAGGCUGACUUACAAGAGGGCUUACCGUCUCCAAAGACAGCCACAGAGGAAUUGAUGUUACUCACACGCAAGCUUAUCGAGAUUCGUAACAUCCUCAAAACUGUCGAUCACGAGACUGAUGCAUUGACUUUGCCAAGCAUUGUGGUCAUCGGUAGUCAAAGUAGCGGAAAGAGUAGUGUACUAGAAGCAAUUGUCGGUCAUGAAUUCUUACCGAAGGGCAACAAUAUGGUUACGCGCCGGCCGAUCGAAUUGACUCUGAUCCAUACAUCACCAUCCAAUGCAGGCCGUAGCAGUGGGCCAGUGGAGUAUGCCGAAUUCCCUGGUACUGGAAUGGGCAAAGUCACAGACUUCAAACAGGUGCAAAAGAUGCUAUUUGACCAAAACAUGGCUGUCACCGCUGAAGAGUGCGUCUCAGACACGCCUAUCGAACUUCGUAUUUACAGUCCACACGUUCCAGAUUUGACGCUGAUCGACUUGCCAGGAUAUGUGCAGUUGUCAUCGAUGGAUCAACCCGAACAAUUACGUGAAAAGAUCUCAAAUUUGUGUGACAAAUACAUUGCUGAGCCUAACAUCAUCUUGGCAGUUUGCGCUGCUGAUGUGGAUCUAGCAAACUCUCCCGCUUUACGUGCAUCCCGAAAAGUUGAUCCUCUUGGUUUGCGGACGAUCGGUGUGAUUACAAAGAUGGAUCUUGUGGAACCAGCAGCAGGUGCAGGAAUCUUGAACAACAAUAAAUACCCACUCGCACUAGGAUACAUUGGUGUGAUUUGCAAGAAUAAGUUGGGCGUCUUCCAAAAUGCUUCUGGUCAUGAUGCCAUCUCUGGUAAUGGUGCCCUUACGGCUCGUACGUUCAAGGAGGAGGAAGAGUACUUUGCAAGAAACAAGGAGCACUUUGCUCCUCCUGCACGAGGUCGUAAUAAGGGUGUUGAGCCAAUGGUCGGUACUUCCACUUUACAGAGAAGAUUGAUGAGUGUAUUGGAAGAAAGUAUGGGUUCAUCACUUCACGGAAUCGCCAAUGCUGUUCAAAGAGAAUGCGAAGAAGUCUGUUAUCAAUUCAAGGUUCAAUACAACGACCGAAGCAUUACUGCAGAAAGUUACGUUGCAGAAACGAUGGAUGCUCUCAAGCUUAAGUUUAAAGAAUUUACCGAACGUUUUGGAAAGCCAGAAGUGAGGCAUUUGCUGAAAUGGAACUUGGAUGAGAAAGUGAUGGACAUCUUGGCACAAAUGUACUGGGAAGAUCCACGUGCAGAAGAAUUAUUCAAGUUGGCAGAGGACCGCAAAUUAGAAGCAGCAGAUUUGGAUCGUUACUGGCAAUACAAGAUUGACGCAAGCAGUUCAGCUUUGACAAAGAGUGGAAUUGGUAGAACGAGUACUCAGAUUGUGGUAGAUGCAUUAAGACAUCAAGUAGAGCAACUUGCAGAAAGUGAACCAUUCAAUCAUCACCCUGAAGCGAAAGAACGAAUCUUGAACUUUUGCACCGAUAUUUUGCGUGAACGAUUCAGCUUGACGAGUGAUCAAGUGGAAAAUUGCAUCAAACCGUUCAAAUAUGAAGUUGAAAUGGAUAAAAGUGAAUGGGAAGAAGGAAGGACUAGAAGCGUGUCUCUCCUGGAAAGAGAGUUGAAGAUGUGUCAAGACGCUGAAGAAAAAAUCCGUAAAGCGAUCGGCAAGAGGCGAUUAAAAAAAGCGAUUGAUUAUGUACAACAAUUAGAGGAACGAAAGCGAAAGAUUGCCCUGUCUAAGAUACAGGAGGUUGAAGGUGAAGCGACCAACACCGCUAUUGAUGAACAACAACAAUUAUUGGCCCCUGAAUAUUCCAACGCACUCCUAGGAAAAGCUCGUGAAGCGAUGUUUUUGAAUCAUCGAUCGAACAUUCUCAAACUUCGAAUGAAUGCUUUGAAGUCGAAGAGAUGCAAAGGUGGUCCGGACAAUCGAGCAUUCUGUCCUGAAGCUUUCUUGAACGUUGUUGCCGAUAAGCUGACUUAUACAGCAGUGAUGUUUAUCAAUAUCGAACUUCUUGCUGAAUUCUUUUAUCAAUUCCCACGUGAGAUUGAUAGUCAUUUGGUGUAUGAUAUGGACAAACAAGAACUUACGAGGUUUGCACGGGAGAAUCCAACCAUUCGAGCACACCUAGAGUUACAAGACAAAAAGGAAAAGUUGGAAUUGGUGAUGGAUAAACUUGAUUCUUUGGUCAAAAUUUAUCAAGAAAAACAAGCUCCUAGGCGGGAUUCCACCAGUAAGAAAUGGUCCAUAUUUUGAUGAACUCUUAAGAGAUGCUUGAUCUUGUUGCUGAAGUUUAUUCUUCAUUUGUACUUUUGUUCCACGUUUCUAUUCGUAAUUAUACCACUACUAUGCUUUAAUUUUACUAUUUGUGAU
Meira miltonrushii is the source of this 3043-nucleotide messenger RNA. RefSeq lists its product as uncharacterized. The record is from RefSeq and is a predicted model, not a curated record. NCBI's taxonomy places the organism in Eukaryota, Fungi, Basidiomycota, Exobasidiomycetes, Exobasidiales, Brachybasidiaceae. Gene Ontology annotation, cellular component: cytoplasm; microtubule; membrane. Bases 59 to 2926 code for a protein of 955 amino acids. Gene Ontology annotation, molecular function: GTP binding; microtubule binding; GTPase activity. The transcript has a single exon.